AUGUGCUCGGAUAUCUGUUGUUUCGAUAAGCAUGGACGUCCUAUCGCCAGCCCCACUAUCGGUGGCUACACCUGGGAUCUCUACAAGGGUCCCAACGACUGGACAGUGUAUAGUUUCGUGGCCCGCGAGACUAUCACGGACUUCUCGGCCGAUGUCUUGGAGUUCUUUACUUAUUUGGUUGAUAACGAGGGCGUCUCUUCCAGCUUGUAUUUGCAGACCCUGGGUGCGGGCACUGAACCGAAGACUGGCUCUGAUGCUUGGUUCACGGUUUCGCCGUAUACUGUUAGCAUCAAUACUUAG
This is a messenger RNA of Aspergillus welwitschiae, 300 nucleotides long. RefSeq names its product concanavalin A-like lectin/glucanase domain-containing protein. Gene Ontology annotation, biological process: polysaccharide catabolic process. The record is from RefSeq and is a predicted model, not a curated record. The transcript has a single exon. Bases 1 to 300 code for a protein of 99 amino acids. NCBI's taxonomy places the organism in Eukaryota, Fungi, Ascomycota, Eurotiomycetes, Eurotiales, Aspergillaceae. Gene Ontology annotation, molecular function: cellulase activity.